This is a messenger RNA of Symsagittifera roscoffensis, 780 nucleotides long. RefSeq lists its product as uncharacterized. Lineage: Eukaryota; Metazoa; Xenacoelomorpha; Acoela; Convolutidae. Bases 1 to 780 code for a protein of 259 amino acids. The record is from RefSeq and is a predicted model, not a curated record. The transcript has a single exon.
AUGAAGAUCCUUUCAAUUCCGAAGUUGGAACUUCGGGCUGCGCUUCUUGCUAGUCGCCUGAAGAAUGAUAUCGAGAAAGCUCUGACACUGAGUAUUUCCAAAGUGUUCAUUUGGACUGACAGCACAACAGUCCUUCAGUGGUUGAACUCGACAAGCAAACAGCCCGCGUUUGUAGCCAAUCGAGUAGCCGAGAUUCUGAAGUCAACAUCAAUUGACCAAUGGUUCCAUGUUUUGAGUGGAGACAACCCCGCUGAUACCGGAACUAGAGGUACUACUGCUGAUUCCCUCAAGCAAAGCAGUUGGGUAAACGGCCCUUCCUUUUUGAAAACUUUGGAUUGGCCUUUCAAUCUAAAUGGGGAAGUUACUGAGAAAGUUCGACUGGAUGGUCCGGUCUGCGAUCUGAAUGAGGGCUUAGAGGUCUCUUCAAAUCUUUCGUGCACUGCAGUUUCGACUGACUUUGCCUUCUUUUGGGACGAGUACAGCUCUUUCUCCCAGAUAAAGCGACAGGUCGCAUAUAUGUUGAGACUCUCACCUAAGCAUAUACAUUUCAGAUCGCCAGAUAAGGCCAUAAUUGAUCCAGCAGAACUUGUCAUUUCAGAGGAAAAAAUUUUGCAACUUUUGCAGUUAGAGUCAGUUCCAGCUGAAAGUAAACAAUUAGCAGCUGGAAAAUAUAGGAAAAUAUCAUCGUAUUCGCCUUUUAUCGGGCCGAACGAUUUAAUUAGAUCUACCGCCGUAUCCAACGUCUCUCCGCAACCGCGUUCAAAACUCGCCAUCCAAUAA